This is a messenger RNA of Ailuropoda melanoleuca (giant panda), 1848 nucleotides long. It is a transcript of the gene CD82, whose product is annotated as CD82 molecule. The coding region runs from base 175 to 981 and encodes 268 amino acids. The record is from RefSeq and is a predicted model, not a curated record. Gene Ontology annotation, cellular component: plasma membrane. The transcript has 9 exons. NCBI's taxonomy places the organism in Eukaryota, Metazoa, Chordata, Mammalia, Carnivora, Ursidae.
UCCAGGGGGCGGGGCCUGGCCCAGGCGCUGCGUUCCCCGACGGCCGCCGGGAGGACUGCCGAGUGACUGAGCCCAGGGCUGCGCAGUCGGACGCUGAGGGGCGCGAGCGGGCGACGCGGGGCUUGCAGCGCCGAGCAGAAAGCAAAGCCAGCAGGGAGUUCCAGGACCGGCAGGAUGGGGUCAGCCUGUAUCAAAGUCACCAAAUACUUUCUCUUCCUCUUCAACUUGCUCUUCUUUAUCCUGGGCGCGGUGAUCCUGGGUUUCGGGGUGUGGAUCCUGGCGGACAGGAGCAGUUUCAUCUCUGUGCUACAGACCUCCUCCAGCUCGCUCAAGGUGGGGGCCUGCGUCUUCAUCGGCGUGGGCGCCGUCACCAUGUUCAUGGGCUUCCUGGGCUGCAUCGGUGCCAUCAAGGAGGUCCGCUGCCUGCUGGGGCUGUACUUUGCCUUCCUCCUCCUGAUCCUCAUCGUCCAGGUGGCUGCUGGGGUCCUCUUCUAUUUCAACAUGGGCAAGCUAAAGCAGGAGAUGGGCAACAUCGUGACGGAGCUCAUUCGGGACUACAAGGACAGUCAUGAGGACAGACUGCAGGAGGCCUGGGACUAUGUGCAGGCUCAGGUGAAGUGCUGCGGCUGGGUCAGCUUCUAUAACUGGACGGACAACGCGGAGCUCAUGAACCGCACCAAUGUCACCUACCCCUGCUCCUGUGAGGACAGGAGCGAGGCGGACGACGGCUUCCUGCUGAGGAAGGGCUUCUGCGAGGCUUUCGACAGCAACAGGACCGAGAGUGGGAACAGCCCCGAGUACUGGCCCGUGUACCGUGAGGGCUGCAUGAAGAGGGUGCAGGCGUGGCUGCAGGAGAACGUGGGCAUCAUCCUAGGCGUGUGUGUGGGCGUCGCUGUCAUCGAGCUCCUGGGGAUGCUCUUGUCCAUGUGCUUGUGCCGGCACGUCCAUUCCGAAGACUACAGCAAGGUCCCCAAGUACUGAGGCGGCUGCUGUCCCCCACCUCCCUGCCCAUCCCCCAGCCUCUGGGCUCCUCAGGGUCUCCAGGCUCCGCACCAGGCUCACCUCCCCCCUCACUCCCCCGUGCCUGUCCUGUGCUGGCUGGAGGUGGGGGGGGGCUUUCUGGGGCCAUGACCCGUCUCCCUACCUUUCUGCCUCCAGACUUGAGCCCCAGCUGUUCGUGGCUCCUUCGCUUAUUGCCCGCCGGGAUUCUCUCAGCCACCCAGAGAGAAGGUGCCCGCGGUGUCCCUGCACAGGUGGACGGGGUCUCGAGCUGCCUUGGGAACUGUGUAUAUGGGAUGGGGAAAAGUAUAUUCAACAUUGGGGGGGGGUUUGGAUGAGGCACCUGGGCUGUCAGGGGACUGCCCACUGCGUGGGUAAACUUUUUUUUCCACUAUAAUGCUUGUAUCUUUGGUUUUCACGUUUUCACUGAAGGUAGUGGGAGUGGGUGGGCUUUACCGAUCCGUUAUUAGGAGCCGCAGCCCUUCCCCGAGCCAGCUCCAGCCCCACGCAGGCAGCUCAGAUCAACCGAGGAUGAUGCUGUGAGCCGGGCCGAAGAGGGGCCCCCGGGGCCAGGGAAUCUGAACUGGCUCUGGGCUGCUUAGGGAAUCAGGGGGGUGAACCCUGGGGGCCUGACGCAGAGCUGGUCCUGCAUUCACCAGGAUCCCUAGCUGCCCAGGGAAGGGGGAAGGAUGCUUUCCCCUGGGAGAAGCUAGGCGGGCCUGUCCUUUGCGCCCGGGAAUGGGUGGGUGAGACUGUGCCUUGUAAGGGAGUGGGGAGGGGGCUAUGUGCACAGUUCUAUAAAACAUGUCCGAGAUUUGACAACUAACUAUUAAAGAGGAUUUGUAACAA